Molecule: messenger RNA, 1955 nt
Organism: Drosophila mauritiana
Lineage: Eukaryota; Metazoa; Arthropoda; Insecta; Diptera; Drosophilidae
Exons: 2
Coding region: 13-1938 (641 amino acids)
Source: RefSeq, a predicted model, not a curated record
UAAGACUUUGAAAUGGGAUAUAGCCAACUCUUUGUUGAGUUAAAGAAGAAUUGCUUCAGCUUAAUACUGAUGUGCAUAAUUCUCUACGUAUUAAUAAGUUUUCGAGAAGAAGUUGAACAUAAAAUGAUAGUACAGCCGCCUAUAGAAGGAAAACCGGAUAAUAGGAUGCUUUUUGUGAACUCCUCAGAAUGCCAGAUAAAUUCGAUGGAUCCUCUUUCUCCCAUGGCGAUGUACCACAUGACACCGAUGCCCUCAGUUAGUUGCUCUAUGAUCAAACUGAUGAAGCCUCAAUCCAUUGACGGAAGGAACUACCUGUACUUGAUCGCCAGCGCAAAGGAGCUGUGGAAAAAGCUAGGAGUUCGGAGGUUAAGCGAUAUCUUUUGCGCCUACAAACGCUUCGUGCGGUUCAAUGACUUUGUGAACAUCUACUAUGAAUCGACAUGGUUUCGCUUUACCAAAUGGAGAAAUUUCACAAAAGUAGAUUCCGGCAAUGUAACUCUGCGUGUUUGGUGCUGGAUGGACUAUGGUCGUCUAGUGUAUCACGAUGUCUUUAUAUUUCUACCAUUCCCAAACCCUGAAAAGGUUAAUAAUUCAGCGCCAGUGAAACGUCUUUCGGUUCUAAUUCUGGGUAUAGACUCUAUUUCCCACAUGCAUUACCAGCGAUACUUCAGUCGAGUAAAAGACUUGAUAGAAGGUCUACCGCACACUGAACUAUGGGGCUACAACCGCGUCGGCCAAAAUUCGUAUCCAAAUCUGAUUCCAUUGCUUAGCGGUCAGAGUGUGGAUGAAGUGGAGGCUAAAAGUGGCUGCUUUGGAGGAAACAGAGGUGCCAAUUUCGAUCGGUGCCACCUAUUGUGGCAUGAUUUCCAGGAUGCUGGCUAUGCCACCAUUUUUGGCGAGGAUUCCCGUGUAGCUGGAACCUUUACUUACGUAAGACCCGGCUUUAAGAAAAGGCCAACUGACUUUUAUUUGCGAAGUGUGAUCAACGAGAUCUACAUGAAAUCAACUUAUUACGCACGAGGACCACUUGAAAUCAAAUGCAGUGGCGAUCGAGUAUACCAUCAUGUCCUGUACGACUUUAUCUACCGUUUGCUGCCCCAUAUGCAGGCAAGAAUGUUCGAUCGAGGAUUCUUUGCAUUUUUUUGGCAGACAAUGGGCGUCCACGAUUAUUUCCAGUACGGGGAGCGGGCCGACUGGGAAUACUAUAGGAUUAUGCGCGCCUUAAAAAGACGAAAAAUCCUUGAGAGGACACUAGUUCUAAUUGUGUCUGAUCAUGGCCUGCGAUAUGGUCCUUUUGUGGACACAUUUCAGGGCAUGAGAGAAACAUCACUGCCCACAAUGGUGGCUAUAUAUCCACGAUCGGUAAUGGAACGCUUUCCGUUGGCCUUCGCAAAUCUUCAAGCCAACGCCCAUCGCCUAGUGACCACCUACGAUCUGCACGAGACCAUUAAAGAUGUGGUCGAUCUGGAAAACCUUAGUGACGAGCGGAUUUUGAAUCGUACUCUGCGACUGCGAAACGAUCACAACGUAUCAUUAUUCCUGCCCAUUCCUGAGGAGCGUAGCUGCUUCUCUGCCCGCAUUCCGCUGCACUAUUGCCAGUGCGAUGGAUUUGUCAAGAUACCAUGGAAUGCGCAUAGUAUCCAGCGGAUAGCCAAGCUUGCUGUGGCCCGCAUCAAUCGACUGCUUGCGCCCUAUCCACAGUGUCAUCAGCUGGAAUUGCUCAAUGUGGAGGAUGCCUAUCUGAGAAAACAACACAAGCUCAAUAAAACGAUCACCGUGCGACUGGUGACGCAACCAGGAAAUGGACACUUUGAUGCAACGGUCCUUUCCAAAAAUGAAACCUCGCUGCAAGGAGCUAUCACAAGGACUGAUCAAUACAGACACCAAUCAUUUUGCGCCCGAGAAGCUCCCAUCGAGAUUUAUUGCUAUUGUUCUUAGAUUUUAGUUGUCAUUCG